This is a messenger RNA of Lactuca sativa (garden lettuce), 1103 nucleotides long. RefSeq names its product cytochrome b561 and DOMON domain-containing protein At4g17280. Lineage: Eukaryota; Viridiplantae; Streptophyta; Magnoliopsida; Asterales; Asteraceae. The record is from RefSeq and is a predicted model, not a curated record.
AAUUACAAGUACUUUUCAUAGGUAAGCUUCGAAAGUAUUCAACUUAAAAGUUAAAAUAAUAAUAAUAAAAAUCUUUAAAGUUGACUUUUUUGUGAUGAAGUCAUGUAAUUUUUCACACAUUUACUGCUUUGAUCACAUCAAGUAGUUGGUUUAUCACACAUGAUGCACCUCCUAUGAGUAAAUAAAAGUUUCAUGACAACCUACAUACACUUAUUACAAUCAAUAUAAGUUGUUAUUAAACAUUAACAAGAUCAAUAACCAAAGUUUUUAUAAUUCCAUCAAUGGCCAUAACUAUAACCUCCGCCUUCGUUAUAUUUUUUUAUAUUCUUGCAUUUCAUUUUGAUAUAUCAUAUGCUCGAAUGUGUUCAGAAUACAAAUUCACAUCCAGAAGAAGCUACAGUUCUUGUAGGGAUCUACCCCAUCUAUCUGCAGAGCUUCAUUGGACAUACAAUUCAUCAACGGGUAUAGCCCGGAUCGCGUACCGGGCCCGCCAGGGCCCACGCGGGUGGGUCGCAUGGGCGGUUAACCCAAACCAAAUAGGCAUGGUUGGGUCGGAAGCAAUUGUGGCUUUUCAUAAUGGUAAUGGAAGUAUGAGAGUGUAUACGACAUUGAUAAAUAGUUAUAGUCCUUCAAUGGUGCCGGGAAAUCUUAGUUUUCAAGUUUCGGGUUUAUCUGCUGAGUCAUCGGUUAAUGAGAUUGCUAUUUUUGCUGAUGUGGGCCCGUUUGAAGGUGGGUCCGUUGUUAAUCAAGUGUGGCAAAGUGGGAAUUUGGUUUUGAAUGGUGUCCCUCAAAUGCAUGCGGUUUCACAACAAAAUCUUCAAUCAACGGGGGAGAUUGAUUUCUUGUAUGAUCAAGAAAAGCAUAGAUAAGAAGUUUGUAAAAAAAAUAUGUCAAUUUUCUGAGUUAAAUGUAACGCCAUAUUCAACUACCAAAUGUUGCUAAAUUGAAGUGAAAUUGAAAGAAUAUUCUAUAAUAACAAAGAUGGGAAGUACUUGUAGGCAUAUAAGAAUAUGUAAUCAUUUUACCCACUACUUGAUGGAGAUUGUCCUACUUUUGCUUUUUCUUGUUGGUAGCUCCACAAUCACUUGUUCAAUAAAUCAAGA